Mytilus californianus (California mussel) is the source of this 1399-nucleotide messenger RNA. RefSeq lists its product as uncharacterized. NCBI's taxonomy places the organism in Eukaryota, Metazoa, Mollusca, Bivalvia, Mytilida, Mytilidae. The record is from RefSeq and is a predicted model, not a curated record. Bases 133 to 732 code for a protein of 199 amino acids. The transcript has 2 exons.
UAACGAUGCCAAGUACUUGUUGUUGUGUACCUGGAUGUCAUUUAAGAGGAGGACAUGCAUUUCCAAAUGACUUAAAAAGAAGAAAAAGUUGGAUCAACGCCAUGGCCCAUACGCAGAUUGGACGAGAACACGAUGAAAUCGUGGAGUCCAUCUCAAUCAGCUGUUGUUUGCAAGGCACAUUUUACUGAAAAAGACUACGUGCAGGAAACUAUUCAUGGGCACAAACCCACCAUACAGAGACUUAAGUCUACUGCCAAUCCCAGCCUAUUUUCCUGGACCAAGCAAGAGACUGAAUCGUCCGCAAAAAGAAAAAUCAGGGCAGUUUCCUGUGAAAACAAAAGAACUAAACUUGAUGAAUAUUGUAGUAGAAAUCUAGAGGAAAGUUUUGAUUGUAAAGUUGGUUUUCCUGAAGAAGUAAUUCAUACUGCAGACAGGAUUUAUGACUGUCCACCACCAAUUGCCGAGCUAAUGUUGAGCUUCACAGAUGGAAUUACGCAAACACCAUCAAUGCCUAUAUUUUCAGCAGAGAAUUUUGAAAUGAAGACACGUGACACAGCCAUGCAUUUUUAUACCGGUUUAGAGUUGUAUACUAAAUUUUUAUUUGUUUUGACCACACUUGGUCCAACAGCACAUUGUUUGAGAUACAUAUAUUUUCAAAUUGAUAGGGUGUCAUUUGAAAAUCAGUUUUUUUAUGACUUUGAUGAAAUUGAGGCAUUAUACAACCAACUUUGAACUGUCUAGAUUCUAGAUUGAAACUAGUGUUAAGAAUAUUGUGUAAACAUGGAUUGUUUUUAUGUCUAAACAGUGGCGUGAGGCUAACACUUGGCCAUUUAGUGGUUUAGUCAGGUAUUUUUCGCCAUCCAACUUAGAAUUAAAGUUUCCUACAACUUGGAUUAUUAUUGACAGCACAGAAUAUCCCGUGAUAAAACCUAAAGCUCCUAGAGCUCAGGCAACCUUUUCAUCAUAUAAAAACAGAAACACUGAAAAUACUUGUAUGUUCGACACCUGGUGGUUUAGUCAACUAUGUCUCUAAUGCAUAUGUUGGUUGUACCAGUGACUGUGAAAUAGUUGAAAGAUGUAGAAUAGUUCAAUUAUGUGAUCCAGGUGACAGUGUGAAGGCAGACAAAGGUUUAAAUGUGCAAGAUUUGUUUGCUCACUUUUUUCAAAAAAAGAAACAGAAUUAGUUCCAAAACUCUUAUACGGGAUAGAAAAGUCUCCAAUUAACACGUGCACAUAGAGCUAAUUAUUGGACUUGGCAAAACAUACAAAAUUCUAAGAAAUCCUAUGAAUGGAACUGAAACAAAACUUUCAUCUGAAAUAACAUUUAGUUGUUUUAUGUUGUGUAAUUUUAGAACUUGUAUUGUGCCAAAGGAUGCAUAAAUAAAAGUGACGCAAUGAA